Molecule: messenger RNA, 525 nt
Organism: Alternaria arborescens
Lineage: Eukaryota; Fungi; Ascomycota; Dothideomycetes; Pleosporales; Pleosporaceae
Exons: 1
Coding region: 1-525 (174 amino acids)
Source: RefSeq, a predicted model, not a curated record
AUGGCCGCCGCUAGCAUCUCAGCUAGUCCUCAAUCCGUCGACGAACUGCUGCAAAGUCUAUAUCAAGAGCUAUGUAGCGUUAAUUGCGCCGACCGUGGGGCCAAAUUACAGUCCUUCUGCGAGAAGAUGUGGGACCGACUUCAGUAUAGCCCUCCCCCACCAGACACCUCUCUCGACGACUUUGUGACUUUGCUAAAAGACGAUCACGACGCUGUACUCGCUCAACUAGUCAUCUCAGACCUCCGACCGAAUGCCAAUAUUACUAGCAUCUCGAAUCCUGUCAAACAGACCAUUCUCCAACGCCUCAGGCUACACCAGCCUCUGUUUAGUUGUCGCCAAAUACCUCUACGAACCAACGACCCCGAUACGCACCGGCUAUACGCGGAAGAGAAGCAAAUACUCCAAGGAGCGGACUUGCGUCGAGCGUGCCUUUUAAUCUACGGUCGUGUCGACGUGAGCGAGACACAACGGGAGGAGCUCCUCAGAUGGCUCGACAGCUAUCCGCGCGAGCAUAGACAUGGUUAA